Messenger RNA from Peronospora matthiolae, 2013 nucleotides. The record is from the annotation of a GenBank genome assembly. Lineage: Eukaryota; Oomycota; Peronosporomycetes; Peronosporales; Peronosporaceae.
AUGGAAGACAAGUUUGAUGAAGGUCCGCGCAACUACAACGAUGAGUCAAGUGUCGUUGAGUUUGAUGAUCAUGAUGAGGACGAAGAAAAAGAAGAAGGUAAAACUGACGACGACAUGGACUCGAGCGACGAUGACAACGAAGACACCAGGUCUUCGAAGAGCAACAUCAAGAGACACACGCGCACUCAAUCACUUGAGAAAGCUACCGUCAUUCCAAGUCCCAAGCGAAGAACAUACAGAGGUCCGUCGCUUGAGCAUGUGUCAGCGGCUGCAAUGGAUUUUGAAGCAGCCUACAUCGUUGAUUCAGUGGGGGAAACGCCGACUACAUUCAAGUCGGCGAUGGAAUCAAGCGACUCCGGCAAGUGGAAAGAAGCGUGUGACUCGGAGUUCGAUUCGCUUCAGAGAAACGACACGUGGGAAAUCGUGCCUCUUCCGAAAGGUCGCAAGGCCAUCGGGUGCCGAUGGGUUUUUCGUGUAAAGGAGAAUCAAGAUGGCGAAGUUGAACGUUUCAAGGCAAGACUUGUGGCCAAAGGAUUCUCACAGAAAUUCGGAGUUGACUAUGAAGAAACUUUCGCACCGGUGGCCAAGUUCACAUCGAUUCGUGUGGUGCUCAGUAUGGCGGCUAAGUACGGCCUAAUGCUACAUCAGAUGGACGUCAAGACAGCGUUUCUUAACGGCUCCCUCAACGAAGACAUCUACAUGGACCAGCCGGACGGAUACCUGGAUGCAACACAGCCGGACUAUGUGUGCAAGCUAAAGAGAUCACUCUACGGCUUGAAGCAAUCGCCUCGCAUGUGGAACCAAACAAUCGAUGGGUUCAUGAUCAAGAUGGGAUUCAAGAAGUGCGAAUCGGACCACUGCAUCUACAUCAAGCGAGACGACCAAGACAUGAUUCUCGUGGUGCUCUACGUCGAUGAUCUCAUCCUGGCCAGCAGCAACAACGAACUCCUCAAGUCAACCAAGAUGGCGCUGAGCAAACGCUUCGAAAUGACGGAUCUCGGUGAGCUCGAUUACUUUCUCGGCAUGGAGAUCAAGAACGACCGUAAGACGGGAAUGGUGACUGUACAACAAACCAAGUUUCUCAAGUCCGUGUUAACCAAGUUCGGAAUGGAUAACAGCAAGCCAGUGAAGACGCCUCAAGAUCCCGGCCUGAAGCUAACCAAGAACAUGUGUGAACAAGAAUGCAAGCACGAAGACACCAUGUGCAACGUGCCAUAUCGAAGUGCUGUCGGAGGCAUCAUGUAUCUCAUGGUCGCCACACGUCCGGAUCUAGCUGCUGCAGUGGGAUCAUUAUCCCAGUUCUCGUCCGACCCAUGCCCGACUCACUGGCAAGCUUUGAAGCGUGUGCUGAGAUACCUGCAAGCAACGCCCAAUCAUGGUCUUGAGUUUACACGUGAAGAAGGAAGCCGUAUCUGCGGGUACACCGACGCAGACUGGGCCGGCGACAUUGAGUCAAGACGAAGUACAAGCGGCUAUGUGUUCAUGAUGAGCGGAGGAGGCAUCAGCUGGAAAAGCCAGAAACAACGGACGGUCGCGCUAUCUUCAACAGAAGCAGAAUACAUGGCGCUUUCCGAAGCAACCAAAGAAGCAGUAUGGCUCAAAGUGCUUUUGGGGGAACUUGGUGAGAUGACAAGCGACGAAGCGAUCAAGAUGUAUGAAGACAACCAAGGAUCAAUCGCUCUCGCCAAGAACCCGGAGUUCCAUAAGAGAACAAAACACAUCGACAUACGCUACCAUUUUGUGCGUGAGAAGGUGGAAUCAGGUGAAGUCGUUUUGGAGUAUUGCCCGACUCAAGAUAUGCUGGCAGACAUGAUGACCAAGCCGAUCGCCGCUGUACAAUUUGAAAACAUUCGCGAUCGACUUGGGAUCCAAGGUGCCGCAGCUAACGAGUCGAGAGGGAGUGUUGAAAAGACAGCGGCUGUGAAGAAGACACCUCGUCAAGCUGCGUCAAGUGUUGAAGCAAGUGGAAGACCAAGCUUCGCUAUACCGGUGGGUACCGGUAUGUACCAGUAA